Terrapene triunguis (Three-toed box turtle) is the source of this 759-nucleotide messenger RNA. RefSeq names its product G protein pathway suppressor 2 (gene GPS2). Gene Ontology annotation, molecular function: transcription coregulator activity. The transcript has 8 exons. The record is from RefSeq and is a predicted model, not a curated record. Gene Ontology annotation, biological process: regulation of transcription by RNA polymerase II. NCBI's taxonomy places the organism in Eukaryota, Metazoa, Chordata, Testudines, Emydidae. Gene Ontology annotation, cellular component: transcription regulator complex. Bases 1 to 675 code for a protein of 224 amino acids.
AUGGGGAAGCCAGGGGGGAGCCCCGGGGGGCACAGCCGGGCCGGGACACUGAUCUCGGCCGACCGGAGCAAGCAGAUCUUCGCGCCCCCCGUGAUCACGCAGACGCGGCACUUUGCCACCCAGCCGGCCUUUGCACCCGGCACCCCAGAGCACGGGCAGUACCAGAGCGGGCAGGCUGGGCACAGCCCCUACGCCGUGGGGCAGGGCCAGCACUUCACCCCGGGCCAGGCCGUGCCCGUCAGCUACGCCAGCAGCCAGCCCAUCCGCGGCCCCUCGGCCUUCCCCACCAUGCAGUACCUGUCGCAGCAGCCGCCGGGGUACGCGCUCCAUGGGCACUUCCCCCCCGCCCAGCCAGGUUUCAUCCCCCCCAGCACAACCAUCCCCCUGCAGAAGCAACUGGAACAUGCCAACCAGCAGUCCGGCUUCACCGACUCGUCGACCCUGCGCCCGAUGCACCCCCAGGCCCUGCACCCCAACCAGACCCUGCUGCCCAGCCCCCAGCUCCCCGUCCAGAUGCAGCCCGCCAGCAAGUCUGGCCUGGCCUCCCCCGGGAGCUUCCCCCACGGCUCCACCCCCCAGCAGCCCCACACGUCGGGCUUCCCCGCCAGCAGCCAGCCGGCCUCGCGUCAUGCCUUCAUCCAGCAUGCCCAGGGCCAGCGCUUCUACCACAAGUGAGCCCCCGCCUGGCCCGCGGGGCGCCCAGCUCUGGGGAGGGGCCCGCACAGACGCGCCCCCCCCCCAAUAAAUGGGGAGAUGCCA